UGCAUAUACGCCCAGCAUAUUCUGAAAGCAGCAAGCCUGGGUCCCUUCUCUUGGUAUUUAAAAAAAAAAAAAAAGAAAUCCAAAAAGGCAGAUACAGAGAUUAAAGGGAGGUGGGUACUCCAAAAAGAUAACUACAUCACAUCUUUUUGAUACAGUGUAAGAGUCAGAAGAGUAGAAUUUUACGUAAUAUCAACACAACAUAAAGAAAACAGUGUGUAAGUGUGGGAGCCUUGGAAAUACAUGGUCCCAGUAGUUCCGGAUGCAGACACUCACACAGGUAAAGGUAGACCAGCUGGGUGGGACAUGGGCUGGACAUGUGACUUUAUGGUCAGUUGCGUCUGUGCGGGGGGAUCAGACGGUGCAGAUCGUCCCGUCGGUGAGCAGAGCUGCAGUGAUGGCCCAGGUGAAGGUAGCAGGAGACGCAGUGAGGAGCCACCAGGACUGUGCAGAGGUUUACUCUGAUAUGGCUACUGUCAGCUCCAGUGCAGAUAUAGGAGAGUCGGUGAGGAAGGGGUCAUUGUGUGAGACCUCCAUGGCUGUCAGCCUUGGCAGGCGUAGCAGGGCCUACCCCUCCCCAGCCAGGAGACGCCACCGCACCACCUUCAGCCACAAGCAGCUGGAACAGCUGGAAGUGGCCUUUGGACAAAACCAAUAUCCUGACAUCUACUACAGAGAGGAGCUGGCCCGGAUCACCAAGCUCAAUGAGGCUCGCAUACAGGUUUGGUUUCAGAACAGAAGAGCCAAACAGCGGAAGCAGGAGCGGGCCUCGCAGAAAGUUCUCCCAGUGGGUGUGAUGCCGGGCCACAGGGCGCUGCUGGGAGGCAUGCACGUCCAGCCGUCCGGCAUGGCUCGACAGUACUACACCCAGCCCCUGGCUCACAUCCCCCGCCUCUCCCCCAUGCUGCACUCUGGGGCGUACUCCCGCCACCCGGGCCCGGUCAGCCAGUGCCCCUGCCCCAGCGUCCCACCACCUCCAGCCACCCAGAGGCAGCACGAAGACUGGUACAGCCCGCUGAGGAGCAACCUCACCUCGCCCAUGUUCUCGCUGACCUCCAUGCAGCCUCUGGACCCUGCCUCUCACUGGAGCUAAGAAGUGAAUUUAAAAAGUCACAUUUAAAUACAAAUGAUUUUUAAUCUCACUUCAGCUGCAGAAAACUGAGUGAUCAUGCAUGCUCCUUUACAUCUACCGCACUGUGACUACACAAACACACAUUUAAGUUACAUGUAUAAAUUCUGGCCCUGAUUUUGGCUGUAAAAGGAACUUCACUGUCAUACACAGUGUGGGAACACUGAGUGCUGAGUUUCCCCACACAGUUUUCUGUUUUUAAAUCCUCAGAUGUUCACAAAAGCACCACUUUUUUUUCUCUUGUCUUUGUGUAACCUCACCCUUGAUAUCAUUUGUGCAAAUUUUAGUUUGACAUUCCCAGCAGCUCCUUUCUGCACAUUCGCAUUCUGUUCUCCACAGGUUUACAAAGGGUGAUAUGCAACCACAGGCGUUUAAAUUAUUGCUGAGCAUCAUUUCACAAGAACAUAUUCUUAGUGACCCCUAUUUGAACCCAUACACAUGUAUUAAAAUAUCCACUGCUAAUAUUAAUAUUGAGUGUACUGUGGGUGGGUCUUAGUUAAAUGUCAUUGGACCUACUUAUUACUUGACUUUGCAAACACACAAACAAAUAUUCUUCACUGCAAUUUAGUUAAAAUGUUUUUUUUUUUUAAUCUGCUUUCAAUGUGUUGUACUGUGCACCAGCUUACACAUUUAAGGGGAAAUGUUAAUUUAUACAAUUUCUUGAGCAUUUACAAAACAGAACAUGAAACCUGAUUGUCUAAAACCCUUUUCAGUACAUCUAACAAAUAAAGUUUUUAAAUCUU
Siniperca chuatsi (mandarin fish) is the source of this 1869-nucleotide messenger RNA. RefSeq names its product PROP paired-like homeobox 1 (gene prop1). Bases 260 to 1090 code for a protein of 276 amino acids. Gene Ontology annotation, biological process: regulation of transcription by RNA polymerase II. The record is from RefSeq and is a predicted model, not a curated record. Gene Ontology annotation, molecular function: DNA-binding transcription factor activity, RNA polymerase II-specific; RNA polymerase II transcription regulatory region sequence-specific DNA binding. The transcript is spliced from 3 exons. NCBI's taxonomy places the organism in Eukaryota, Metazoa, Chordata, Actinopteri, Centrarchiformes, Sinipercidae.